AUGAGAUAUGAUGCUAGAGGCAAACGAGACUUCACAGGGUUGCAAAAAUGUGUUGCUGCAAUUAAACUUAUGGCAAUGGGGGAGUCACCCGAUUCUGUUGACGAUUAUAUGAGAAUGUCUGAGAGGACCGCACGAGAAAAUUUGUAUUUAUUGGCAAGAGGUGUUGUCGAAACAUUUAGUGACCAAUACUUGCGCAAACCUUCGUUGCAUGAUAUGCAACAAUUAUCUGCGGCGCGUGAAGAAAGACAUGGUUUUCCGGGUAUGCUUGGGAGCAUUGACUGCACACACUGGAAAUGGAGAAAUUGUCUCGUGGCGUGGAAAGGCCAGGUUGUGGGUUCUAACAACGACGUCAACGUUCUCGAUCAAUCACUGAUAUUUGACGAUCUUUUGUCAGGAAAAGCCCCAGAUGCUCAUUUCACAGUGAAUGGAAAUGAAUAUAAGUUUGGGUAUUACCUUAGAGACGGAAUACAUCCACAAUAUUCUUCGUUUGUGAAGGCGUUUCGACACCCAAUAGAUCCAAGGGACAAAUAUUUCAAGAGACGACAAGAAGGAGUACGUAAGGACGUUGAACGUGCUUUUGGGGUUUUGAAAUCAAAAUGA
Messenger RNA from Lactuca sativa (garden lettuce), 600 nucleotides. RefSeq lists its product as uncharacterized. The record is from RefSeq and is a predicted model, not a curated record. Lineage: Eukaryota; Viridiplantae; Streptophyta; Magnoliopsida; Asterales; Asteraceae.